AAUCCGGGUCUGUUUUUUCCUGUUGAGCAGCAGAAGCAGCAGCGGCAGCACAGUGAAGAGGUCCCUCACAUGACUGCAGGGAUAUGGAGGCGGUUUUCCUCAUGCCCUGAGUUUGAUUAAACUAAAAUCACAUCAUAUUUUCGGCGCUACGUGGUGCCACGCAGACUGAGGUGUUUGCCUUCUCAGGACAGCCAUGGAGAGAUUAGAGGCUACAUCACAGCUCCAGUCACGGCUUUCAUCACUGUCUUUCUCAUCUUUCCCCGGAGUAACAGCCAAACACUGCGACAACACGCCACCGGACAGGCUGCAGAAUACAAAUCUUUCAGAGAGCUUUACUCAGUCCAAAGACAGUAUGGAUGACACCAAGGAGGAUUCAGGACGUCUUUCUGAGGGUAAUGAAGAGGCCCCUGCUGAGCUGGCCCUGGGGGAAGGAGGCGAGGAGAACAGCAGUGCAGGGAGCUGUCAGCUCUCCGCCGAGAUGAAAGCCCAGAUGCCGCCCCUGAACCCCCCGACAACUUGGACAUCUGCUGCUGUGAAGGAGUUAAAGGCGAAGCUCCGAACAGAGAAGGACAGCAUGGUGACCGUGUACCGAGGCGACAUCAUGACGGUCCACGUGCCCACCGUGCCCGAAGCCAAUAAAGUGUGCUGGGAGUUUGCCACAGACGGCUACGACAUUGGCUUCGGUAUCUAUUUUGACUGGACUCCCGUGACGAGCCGGUCCAUCACGGUGCAUAUCAGCGAGUCGAGCGAUGACGAGGAUGAAGAGGAGGAGCUUGAAGGGCCCGUCGGCAACGGGGACGUCGAGAAGGGCUCCAAAACUCACACCAACUCCAACUUGUCUGAAAUCCUCCCCGUGUACCGCCAGGACAGCCACCUGUCCGUGCAGGGGGGGAGCCACGAAUUUCCAGGUGAAGGCACUUAUCUCCUGAAGUUUGACAACUCCUACUCCCUUUGGCGAAAUAAAACACUUUACUACAGGGUUUAUUACAGUGCCUGAGAUGCCAAUUUAUCGCUUAUGAAUGUACAAUUUACUGAAGAACAAUGAACUAUUUUUGAUUCCACACUUGUCGGGGGAGGGAUGGGGGGGAGACAUAAUUGAAAUUCUAAAAUAAAAUAGAAAAAAAAUAUAUAUAUAUAGGGAUAUCUAUUUUUUAGCACCGUCCGCUUGUGUUGUCUCUUGUUGAAUUUAAGUUUGUAAUCCCACAGAUUUCAAACGCUUCAGUGUCUUGCUAACAUGUGUUUGAAGAAGCCUUGCAUAUGUGCCAUUUUCCCCAUGUGUGCACCGUGCUAUUUGGUCAAGUGCCCAUCAUAAAAUCUCUAUUGUCUUCACCUGUAACAGAUCUAUGGUAGCAGUGAUCAGGGAAAACCUGCACGGGUAUAACUGUGUUAAAUCAGCUAUGAUCUAAAGAAAGAAGUUUUGUUUUGUGUGCGUGUGUGUGUGUGUGUGUGUGUGAGCUUGUGCACCUUUUUUUUCUUAUUAUUCUUAUUGCUUUGUCUUUGUUACCAACCUAACUUAUUUUUUUCUUCUCUGUAUUGAUCCUAAUCAUGUGAGAUUUCAGAUUAUGUAAAUUCAGAGUAUGGCGAUGUCUGCUGUCACAGUGGUGUGUUGGUUUGAAAAAAAUAUAUAUAUAUAAAUAUAUAUAUGUAUAUACAUAUAUAAAGUCGAAUGUACUGAAGCAAGUGGUAAUCAGACUGUGCUUUUUAUGACACAAUUAAAAGCCAUCCCUUAUCACAUGAAGCUCUCGUUAUGUAAUAAGAAAAUCAAUAUUUACAUUUGACUUGCACACUUUCAUUAUGUUUGGAGGUAGAUUAUUUUUUGUGCACAAGUCUAUCUAAGAAGUAUGUUACUGUUUUGUUUUUGGUCUUUUUAAAAAAAAAUGAUUAUCUUUCUUUCCUCAUUUCAAUCACUCUUUGUGCAUCUUCCAAAGAUUUCACAGAUCUGGCUGCUGAUGUUGUAUACAGCAUACUGUAAAGCAACUGAUACUGUUACUGUACUAAACCCUCACUGUAAGUUAUGCUGAUGGCAUCAAAUCCUGAAAUUUCUAAUUCCUCAAUAAACAGACCAUUGUCUCA
Neolamprologus brichardi is the source of this 2073-nucleotide messenger RNA. NCBI's taxonomy places the organism in Eukaryota, Metazoa, Chordata, Actinopteri, Cichliformes, Cichlidae. The record is from RefSeq and is a predicted model, not a curated record.